Messenger RNA from Acipenser ruthenus (sterlet), 3334 nucleotides. RefSeq names its product armadillo repeat containing 2 (gene armc2). The transcript has 19 exons. Gene Ontology annotation, molecular function: protein binding. Bases 266 to 2854 code for a protein of 862 amino acids. The record is from RefSeq and is a predicted model, not a curated record. Gene Ontology annotation, biological process: cilium organization; sperm axoneme assembly. Lineage: Eukaryota; Metazoa; Chordata; Actinopteri; Acipenseriformes; Acipenseridae.
CCCCUAUUUUUUUUUUUUUUUAACACUUUCUGUUCGACUCCCACAUAUAGUCGUCUGAAAAGGUGAUAAUAAAUCAAAUGUUUUGCUAAUCUCUAGCUAUCUAAAUACUGUGACUGAUGUGCUGCUGGUCCACGACAUGUUGUUCAGAUGGGCCCUCACAUUGCACACACUAUGAUGUUGCAGUGAAAUAGAAACCCAGAAGGCUCCAUUGAAAACUAAGCAAAUCAUCCGUGACCAACCGUGUGUGCUGCUUCUUGGGGAGAAAAUGGAAAAGAAAGCAGAGAUAUCAAAGCCCUUCUAUGUGAGCUCAGCACCAAAACAGAAAACAAGUGCUGAGAUCAUUAGCGAGGCCCGUAAAUCUCUGAGAACUCUUAAGACCCAGAGACCGUUAACACCCAGAGAAGACCAAAGGAAACUUUUUGGACCUUCAUCUUCUCGAACACCAGAGAACAGACCCCCUUCAGCUUUCAGUCUUCAUGCCCUCAAUUUUGAUGUACCCGAUUCAAGGCCUGUUACUGUUAAACGCCUUACCCCCUUGGAACAUAUUCCCAAACUUCCCUCGUCUCCUGAUAAUGAAGUUGACACUUCACCUCCUCUUCCUAAACCUCCAGUCGACCCAGUGGAAGUCAAAAGAGUGAGCAGUGCUCGGGCACGCUUAUUUAAAGCAGCUUCCCAGGGAGGUCUCCCACCAGUUAUUCGACCAGAAGAAUUCAUGAAGAGACUGAACUCUGAGCCCUCACUUGCAAAACCAAGUCCUCCACAAGCUGCUCAAAAGAAUGUGUUUUCAAAAGGCCAGUUUAGAGGCAGCAGCCCCGUACUGACUGAACCCACUAAAGCUGAUGAGAAUGAAAAAGAAGUUUUUUCAAAGAAGGCAUGUGAGAACUCUGUAUCAUCCAGACCUGGUAGUGGAAGUGACUCCAUUGGAAGCCCUAGCAGGACAUCUUCCCGACCCAGUAGUUCAGAAAGCACAGGAGCAAGAAACAGAACAGGCACUGGAAACGAAUCCAGAACGCAGGAGGUUGAAACAGAAGAAGAAACCUGUUAUUGGAAUGCAAAGAUUAUACCAAUUCUUCAGCAACUGGAAUCUACACAGAAUGGUAAUGACGUUGAGUACCUGUGUGGUACCUGUGUCAGACUGUAUGGUGCACUGGAGCAGGGGAACAUGCUGGAAAGGAAGUGUAAGAAGAGAGCCUCCCUGCUGAAAGCCCUGUAUAGACUGAUUGAUAUUGGCUCAGACCAGCUUAGUUUACAACUAGCCAAACUUAUUCUGGCACUCAGUGUAACUGGAAAAAAUCUUCUCAAUGUAUGCAAGCUUAUAUUUAAAAUCAGCAGAAGUGAGAACAAUGACUUUCUCUUCGAAAAUAAUUCCAUAACAGAUUCGUUGCUCUCCGUUGUCUGCACUGAAGAUGUCUUUUCCAUCAGCGAAGCCCUUCUAUAUUGCAUGGGUGCUCUAAAAUUCCUUUCUGGGAACUCCACGAUCCUUAAAGAGCUACUUAACAAAGGUCUAGUUGAGAUCCUGCUGCAGUUAAUGAAGAAAAUUAAUGAUGCCAACAAGUUAAAUAAAACACACUUCUCCAUCUCAGGACACCUACUUGUUCAGCUAACAGCUACCCUGAGAAACUCAGUGGACCAGUCGAGGCAGAGGUUUCUUUGUAGCGAAGCGCUUCCAGAGCUCUGUGUGGUAUUGGAGCAGCAUGGGAGUGAUAAGGAUAUCUGCACCAAUAUAGCCAGAAUAUUCAGUAAGCUGUCUUCCUACAAUGAUUGUUGUGCCGCACUGGCUAACUGCUCAGGUUGCUAUCAGUUAUUCUUGGCAUUACUCAAAAAGCACCAGAAAAAGCAGGACUUCGUGGUCCGUAUUUUUUUCACUCUGGGGAAUUUGACCGCCAAAAACAAUAACGCUCGAGAACAGUUCUUUAAGGAAGAGGGUAGCAUCGACGAUGUCCUGGAGUUGUUCCGUGUUUACUAUGAGCUGGAUAUAACCUCAAAAGCCUCCAAAACCCAUCCGAGAGUUGAGGAAGAAAGGGAAUGUGUCCAAACACACACCUCUGAGGUGGAAGAUGUCCUCAUAAAGCUAAUCCGACUGUUAGCAAAUUUAUCAAUUCACCCGACUGUAGGUACCGCACUGGCUACUAACCCAAUAUGCGUGGGACUGCUUGUCAAAGUGCUUGAGUACAAAUCAAUUGAUGAAUGCGAGGAGCUGGUGAUCAAUGCAGCAGCGACCAUCAACAAUCUGUCCUUCUACCCAGUAAGAAACUCGGUGGUGAGAGCCCGGCAGCUGCAUCUUGCUGAGUUGCUGGUGAAGUUGUUGCUGAGUAAUAACAUGGAAGGAAUAUUGGAAGCUGCUCGAGUGUUUGGAAAUCUUUCACAAUCUGAAGAAGUCCGGGACUUUAUUGUGCAGAAAAAUGUUUACAAGUUCAUGGUUGCACUACUGGAUGCAAAGAAUCAAGAUGUGUGUUUCUCUGCUUGCGGGGUCCUCAUAAACCUCACGGUGGACAAAAACAAGCGAGUAAUACUCAGAGAGGAAGGAGGAAUUAAAAAGCUGAUCGAUUGUUUACGGGACUUUGGCCCUACGGACUGGCAGCUGGCCAGCCUGGUGUGUAAAACCCUGUGGAACUACAGUGAGAAAAUGACAUGCGCUGCCCUGAGCUUUGGAGAGGAAGAGACAAAAGCACUGCUACACAUCCUUUCAACCUAUUUAGAAGAAGAUCUAGCUUUAGACUGCAGCUCGAGCGAAGACCUUAGAGAAUUCCAUAAAGUCUGCUGGGAGACAGAAUUUAUCCCUGUGGCUCAGCAGCUAAUGAAUAGGAUCCAGAGGCACGACACUUUCCUGGAGCCUCUCACAGCUCCAUCAUAGCAACAUGCAAAGUGCACUAAAAGCAACAUUUCCUUUGAUUGCUGACUCUGUAACAAAACCCUUGAUUUAUGCUUUGUUAAUUAUAUUGUACUUUUACAGUAUAUUAUGUAAUCUUCCUGCUGAAGAUAAUACUUCAUACAGUACAUGAACUGGAGGAGAUUACAUAAUAUAUUAUGGACAAGAAUAAUCAGUACAAACUAUUGUUAAUGCAGUGCAGAUGGAAAUAUUUCAGGUUUUGUGAAACAGAAGAAGCUUGUUAAGCAACAUUAUUAAUAAUAUAUGGACUGUAAAAUGAAUGUACAUAAAUCAGUGGUUCAUUGGUGUACAAGUGGAAGGAAAACUUGAAAAUUGUACAAGGGUGCAUGUUUUAAAGUUCCACAACCAUAAGUGAGAUUAAAAAUGGUAUGUAAGAUGGUCUUUCAUCAAUAUUUAAAACAUAAAUAAACAGCGCAAUAAUACUGUAUUGUGAAAAAAUUAAAA